GUAAUAUCUGGAGGAAAGCAGAACGAUUAUUGAGCAAUUCAAGUUUUAUCAAAGAAAAGCCUUCACUUUUAUCAUGUCCAAAUCAAUCUCAACAGUUUUUUGUUUACAGUUUUUCAAGUGAUGAGCCAUAUACAGUUAAUGUUUCAUCUGACUUGGUUACAUGUAAUUGCCCAAUGUAUAAAAGUUCACCAAAAAUUUGCUCAGAUGCUGUGGCAUGUGCAGAGAAAGUUGGGAAACUUAACACAUAUUUGCAAUUGUUAACUAAAAAAGUUUCUUGUAAUGAUCCAACUGGCUUAGCACUCUCUGUUCGCGGAAUAAAAAAAAAGCUAGUGGUUGCAAAGGAGGGAAAGUAA
Paramuricea clavata is the source of this 353-nucleotide messenger RNA. NCBI's taxonomy places the organism in Eukaryota, Metazoa, Cnidaria, Anthozoa, Malacalcyonacea, Plexauridae. The record is from the annotation of a GenBank genome assembly.